CCUUAGGGCAUUGGCGAUAACGAAAUGCUGCAAGAUUAGUAACCUAGUAGAUCAUUUCAGCUCGAUCUAUGAUGGGUAUUCAUAACACCAUUCAUUCAACCUUUGUGGCUUUCCUUCAGACGGGCGGGCUGGAAUUUUAAGGUUUGAAAAUACGGCGGCCAUACGUCGGCACAGAUUUUUAUCAGAGCACAAUGCACAUAAUCGCAUUGGUUCUGAAAUGAGCCAUGGGAUGAUGCCAAGAAAUCUUAAAGUCCCUCGAGGUUCCAGGAAAUCGGUCGACGACGAGGUAAAAGAUCUGAUGAAUGAAGAUUUCAACCUUGGCACUCUCAAAAGAAAUUUCUGGCAUGUUUCAUACCUACGAAAGAAACAAAAUAGGGCCUUUCAUGCUUUCUGGAAGCACCAAAUUUAACAAAGUUCACGACCCCUAUUCAGCAUCAAUUUUCUCAUUCUUGGCACUUACGUUUCACGGCGUUGACCCAAAUUACAAUGAGCAUUGGCAAAUGCUUCACGAUUUCGGACAAUUACAAAUGAUAUGCCAAGUGAUAUUGAUAGAUAGAUCCACCAAGACGGCAUGUUCGACGAUCCAUACCCGUAAUUCUUCAGUAUAAGUAUUUAGCUAUGUUCUUUCAUUGUCUGUUUUACUUGGCUUGAUCUAUCUCUAUUCAUUCUUCUAGAACCUAUAAACAAAGCAGUGAUGUUUUCUAGAGAUAUUCUCCCAACUUUGGCGAUUGUCACUGGUGCCUUGGCCCAAGAAUCAAUAUAUACCUACACCGCCGAUACAAUCACUACAUUGGACUUGUACAAUGUUAGCAAUACCUCACCAUUUCAAGUCUACAAUGGAUCUUUCACUUCAAUUCUUGGAGACGCGCCAGCGAUUAGCAAUAUCAUAAAUUCUUCUUUCCCUCAAUUCCAUGAAGCCGCCAUCUUUUUCGAUGAAUCAACUCUUUUCGUCACGAGUAACCAAUAUGCCUCCAAUACCAGUUCUGCUGCCACUAACAACAAGGCCAUCUCCAUCACUCGUUUAGACAAAUCCGGUGAUUCAUGGAUCGCUACAGUUAUUGAGCCAGAAGGAACCCUUACCCUCGCAAACGGAGGAGCAAAAUACAACGAUGGUCUCGUAAUCUGCGACCAAGGAUCCAUGACCGCACCCGGUGGUCUUGUCUUUAUGAAUGCUACAGCUCCAUAUACUGCCAAAACCCUCAUCAACAACUACUACGGCGUUGAAUUUAACUCGCCCAAUGAUGUCCACGUGACAAGCGACGGAGCUCUAUGGUUCACAGAUCCAUCAUACGGUUCAUGGCAAGGAAUCCGCCCUCAACCCUUGCUUCCACCUCAGGUCUACCGCUACAUGCCAGGUACAAAUGACAUCCGUGUCGUUGCUGAUGGCAUCCAAGAACCAAAUGGUAUCACAUUCAGUCCCGAUGAGAAAACCGCUUACAUUACCGACGGAGCCGGCAAUUCCACUGCCCCUACUGCACCAAGAGCUAUCUACGCAUAUGACGUUAUAACUCGAGGAGGUGAACCAGCUCUUACCAACAAGAGAAUCUUCGCAGUACCACAAUCAGGUCUUCCAGAUGGAAUUAAAACUGAUGAGGCAGGAAAUGUAUAUGCAGGAUGUGGAGAUGGAGUCAAUGUCUGGAACGAGGGAGGUGUUUUGCUCGGCAAAAUUGCAGUAGCCGGUGGUUCCGCGAACUUUAUUCUCGGAAAUGAGGGAGAUAAAAUGCAAGUGUGGUUAUUGAACGAGAACAAACUUUGGCAAGCCAGUUUGGGUUUGUAUAAUGGUGUGGAUGGUAUUGAUUCCGCGAUGAAUGGCACAGUCAGGAGAUAAUUUGGGAUCUUGUAGUAUUGAAAAUUGUAGUAUUAUGGAGGAAUGAUGGCAUGUUUUAAAAGUGUAAUUAUAUAAAAUUAGUCGCGAGUGUGGAUACUGGGUAUAUCUACCUAGUAUGUAUGUUAAGUAGGCAGUUAAUAUGAACCAAAUACCUACUAUAAUCAAAUAAACUUUCCAUUUAUGCAUCUCCUUCAUCCCAUGCACAACAUACCUACAUACAUGAAUCCAUCCAUCAAUCCAUCCAUCAAUCCAUGAGCAAAAACACCUCCUCAAAUCAUCAACCAACCAACCACCCCGCCGUCUCCGGCGCCUCCCGCGCCUCCCAAGUCUCAACCCCCAAGUCUCACGAUAUUUCCCCUCUUACAUUAUUUGUGGAGAGAGAGAGAAGAGC
Molecule: messenger RNA, 2219 nt
Organism: Botrytis byssoidea
Lineage: Eukaryota; Fungi; Ascomycota; Leotiomycetes; Helotiales; Sclerotiniaceae
Exons: 2
Coding region: 695-1828 (377 amino acids)
Source: RefSeq, a predicted model, not a curated record